AUGCAGGUUCUCAGUACUUUGAUUCUUUGCUCUGCGGGACUUGCCUUGGCAUAUGAGGUGCCCGCUAAUUUGCAAGAAAUCUACAAAUCCCACAAGGCCGCUAAAUGCGAGAACCUACUUGCUAAAGGAUUCAAAGCUGAACAGGGCGCUCCCAGCGAUACGGAUUAUUGCGGCGACAUAGACGGGGCUAUCUUCUUGCACAGCACCUCCAAGGGGGGCGCGUACGCUGACAUGGACGUCGAUUGUGAUGGCGCUCAUAACUCCGAGGGAAGCUGCUCCGAUGAUCGGAGUGGUCAAGGUGUCACGGCUUUCCAGGAUGAAGUGAAACAAUUUGGUAUCAAGGACCUGGAUGCAAGCAUUCACCCAUAUGUGGUCUUUGGAAAUGAGGGGCAAAAGCCUUCGUUUAUGCCUGAUAAGCAUGGUAUGGAGCCUCUCAGUGUAAUGGCGAUUGUGUGUGGUGGUAAACUGCAUUAUGGUAUCUGGGGUGACACCAACGGCGGCGUUACCACCGGAGAAGCUUCCAUCUCUCUGGCUAAGCUUUGUUAUCCCAACGACAAAAUUACCGGUAACAACGGACAUAGUGCAAAGGAUGUUUUGUACAUUGGCUUCACUGGAAAGGGCGCUGUUCCAGGAUCCAAGGCAGACUGGAAAGCGAAGAACAGCAAGGCGUUCGAAAACAGCAUCAAGUCUCUUGGUGAUAAGUUGGUGGCGGGUCUUGGUUCGGGUGGAUCGAAAAGGCUCAUCAAAGCCUCUACGUCUUCGUUCACUACAUCCGUGCGAGCUACCACCACAACUUCUAGCGUUCCUGCAGGCACCUCGAAAGCGUGCCGUACGGACUAA
This is a messenger RNA of Penicillium expansum, 840 nucleotides long. RefSeq names its product glycoside hydrolase family 75 protein. The record is from RefSeq and is a predicted model, not a curated record. The transcript has 3 exons. Lineage: Eukaryota; Fungi; Ascomycota; Eurotiomycetes; Eurotiales; Aspergillaceae. The coding region runs from base 1 to 840 and encodes 279 amino acids. Gene Ontology annotation, molecular function: chitosanase activity.